This is a messenger RNA of Colletotrichum gloeosporioides, 2793 nucleotides long. RefSeq lists its product as uncharacterized. NCBI's taxonomy places the organism in Eukaryota, Fungi, Ascomycota, Sordariomycetes, Glomerellales, Glomerellaceae. The record is from RefSeq and is a predicted model, not a curated record. Bases 1 to 2793 code for a protein of 930 amino acids. The transcript has 6 exons.
AUGGCAUCCAACCCCCCACGCAUCACACCCAUACCAAUCCCUGUACCCGGCCAUGCACCGUCGCCUCAGUCGGCUCCCGCCACGUCGGCGACGAAGGUGCUGAGCACGUCCGCCGCCAACCGCAAUGCUUCACCAUCGUCGGUUUCCAGCGCAGGAGAGGACCCCGCGAGGAAGAUGAAGCGUACUAGUGCCAAGGUGAACGUCAAGCCCGGCGCAUUCCUGCAGGCGCCUCCGUGGGCAGCUUCACUUCUGAGCUCUAAGCCCUCCACUUCAACUUCGACCGGACCAGUAGCACCGCCAGUGGGAGCCAACUCCGUUUCUGGAGCCGGGGUGCCCAACCUUGCCCCGCCAACUCAGGAUCACAGCAUGGUCCUGGACAGCCCGGAGCCCAUUCGUAUUGAGAGCGAUAUCCUGCCUCCAGAUCCCGAAGGCCCCGUGAAGUCGGAAUUCAGCCCCGAGGAUACGCCGUUGGAGGAUGUAACACCUGCCAAGCCGUCACUGUCGAUGAGCUCCAAGAUCCAGGCAUUGCAGCAGUCGUGGCAGGCCAAGUCGGCUUCAGGGGAUUCUCAGGAAUCGGAAGAGAUUAUUAGACGGGCGUCAAGUGGCGAGGCGAAGCAUGGCAUAGCUGAGGAGGCCAAAAUCUGCUUGGAUGAACCUCGAAGACCUUCAAGGCAGGCUCUCACUUGGACUCAGGCGUUACAGGCGAAGACUCAGGCGUUACAAGCGAAGAGAAAACAGUCAUCGGGGUUGCCGGGCGGUGAUCUCAAACGCAGGCUGACAGAGAAUGGCGUGGGGUCUGGAUCGGAGGAUGCCACGGCCAACCAUGGGUCGAGUCGACAGUCGAUGCCAACAUCAACGUCUGCUGAAGCCUCUAAUGCGCCAACGUCUAGCGCCAAACCGGGCUUCAUCCCCAUCAAAAGGCAACCUCUAUCUGUAUCAUCCUCAGACGACAAUGGCAUGCUUGACGAUGACUCAACCGACUCCGACUCCGACUCUGAACUCGAUGCUCCAGUUCAGCCUGACAGCGGAAACGCUGACCCUCCACCUCGCCCGUUCAAAAUGCUACCAACAUUGUACGGGCGACCCGAAACUGAGCUUACAACUACCAACGACGGCGACCGUCUGUAUUGCCAAUGGAAGGGGGAGAAUACCCCGCUGGAAGCGUCAUGCGGCGCGCUUUUGCCCACUAGAUACACGUUGCACUCCGAUCCCGAGUAUCCAUUCAUCUGCCCCGAUCGUGUGUGUCGCUCCAUCUUCAGGUCGAUUCAGGGGCUCGGAAAGCACUUUGGAGCAAGGCAUCGAAACACCAUAUACAACGACAACUUAGAUGGCACCGUCUCAGCGGUCAGCUUCUUUGACAUUCCGGGAACAACACGAGCCUCGCCAGUCAUAGUUUCUAGAAACCCGCUCCAGGGUGACGAGCCGCCGAUGCCAGAACCUCAGACCACAAUCUAUAAGCCAUAUGGUUCAAAGGUUCAAGCGAUGUCAACAGCAGCGGGGAUGCCUCAAUCUCAGCCUCAGUCACAACCCCUAUCACAACCCCAACAACAAAUGACAGCGACCAGGACGACACGCUCGCACGCUUCCCCGUACUCGACCCUACCAAACCACCACGAGCCGGCACAACCGUCUUAUUUCCAAUCUGCGAAACCCAUGACCUUGUUGGAGUACCUCACCUCUCAACUUUCACCGACUUACAGACUCCCGGCUGAGAGACCAGACUUCAAGGCCCUAUUGAAACUGCCAAUGGCGAGGCAUUUCCCUCCCCAGUGGACGAUGAAGCACUCGGGCGUUGGGAACUUGGCGCCCCUGACUGCACUUUCGCUCCUGGUGUUUUUGACUGGCGAUCCUGCGCCUGUGUCAUGCUCAACAUGCAAUGGGCCAGAUCACGACGCGUUCGAAAACACUCUUCGCCCAUGUAUCGUCCUUUCCAGCCGAGCACCUUCAUGGCUGAAGGAGACCGUCAACGAAGCAUGCGCAUCCUGCCAAUGGCGAUGUAAUUACAAAAGGCAGAAAGUCCAAUGCGAUUUCCUGCCUGCCUUCAGAGGGCGGACUUUGACUGCUUUACCAUCCCCUGCGCCUGCCGCAACUCCUACUCCUGUUCCGCCUCCCGUCAUCCCUCCCUCGUCUGCACCGCCAUCCUACAACCUGCCCAAAAACGCCAAAUUUCCUUAUGGAGGACCUGCUGGUGGUAAUCAAUCCGGCGUCAACUCACCAGCUCUUCGUUCACCUGCCAUCACCACACCUCCCGUCGGCACAACGCCUGUAAAUACAUCAAGACCAAGCAGCCCGCCGAGACGAGUCACAAGGCAUUCGGCGGCUACAAAGACCGCUUCCGACUCUGCCCCUGCGUCGACCUCUUCUACCAAGCCGGCCGCCGCCGCUAUCGUCCCGGCCACUGCAGGUCAGACAAUGCCAGCAGAGCUCUUAGAUAUGGAAGAGUGGGAAAUCGCUCCUGGACGUGUUCGCGAUGAUCAGAGCCAGGAACCGACGAACGUUGCUUUCUCGAAUGCAUACCUUACAUCCAACCAAGCCGUCAGCGUCUCAGAAGAUAUUGCUUUUAACGUCAUCGUUAUCAAGCCUGGCGGCUCUCAUCGUUGGACCGAUGAGGAGGACAAGGUGCGCAUAUGCUCUGUCGCCGUUGGCAAAGUCAAGGUGAAGCUGGACAUGACAGACCCUUUUCAGAUUGGGCCGAACGGCAUGUUCAAGCUGAAGCCUGGCACGUCAUGCUCCAUCGAGAACAGGACAUACAUCGACGCCAUCAUCCACGUCACAUCUGUGACGCUUUACUAG